AUGUCCUCUCAACUCCCUCCCUUUUGUGUUCCCUCUUCUCCCUCUCCCCUUCGUGUCCUCUCUUCUCCCUCAUCCCUGCGUGUCCCCUCUACUCGAUCUCCCCUUCGUGUCCUCUCUUCUUCCCUCAUCCCUUGGUGUCCUCUCUUCUUACUCACCCCUUUGUGUUCUCUCUACUCCCUCUCCCCUUCGUGUUCACUCUUCUCCCUCUCCCCUUCGUGUUCACUCUUCUCCCUCUCCCCUUCGUGUUCUCUCUUCUCCCUCCUCCCUUUGUGUUUUCCCUUCUCCCUCUCCCCUUCAUGUCCUCUCUACUGCCUCUCCCCUUCGUGUUCUCUCUUCUCCCUCUCCCCUUCGUGUCCUCUCUACUCCUUCCCUUUGUAUCCCCUCUUUUCUCCAACCCCUACGUGUCCUCUCUUCUGCCUCUCCCCUUCGUGUUCGCUCUACUCCCUCCUCUUUCGUGUUCUCUCUUCUCCCUCUCCCCUUCGUGUCCUCUCUUCUCCCCUUCGUGUCCUCUCUACUCCCUCUCCCCUUCGUGUCCUCUCUUCUCCCUCUCCCCUUCGUGUCCUCUCUUCUCCCUCUCCCCUUCGUGUCCUCUCUUCUCCCUCUCCCCUUCGUGUUCUCUCUUCCCCCUCUCCCCUUCGUGUUUUCUCUUCUCCCUCUCCCCUUCGUGUUCUCUCUUCUCCUUUUCGUGUCCUCUCUACUCCCCUUCGUGUCCUCUCUACUCCCCUUCGUGUCCUCUCUACUCCCUCUCCCCUUCGUGUUCUCUCUCACACCUGUAUUCCCUCUUCUCUCUCUCCCCUUCGUGUUUUCUCUUCUCCCUCUCCCCUUCGUGUCCUCUCUUCUCCCCUUCGUGUCCUCUCUACUCCCCUUCGUACCUCUCUACUCCCUCUCCCCUUCGUGUUCUCUCUACUCCCUCUCCCCUUCGUGUUCUCUCUCACACCUGAAUUCCCUGUAAUAAGUAUUCAUGCUUUACCAUAG
This is a messenger RNA of Pecten maximus, 975 nucleotides long. Its product is annotated as proline-rich protein 36-like. Lineage: Eukaryota; Metazoa; Mollusca; Bivalvia; Pectinida; Pectinidae. The record is from RefSeq and is a predicted model, not a curated record. The transcript has 2 exons. The coding region runs from base 1 to 975 and encodes 324 amino acids.